AUCAUCAUAUGCUCUUUUCUCAAGACAUGAACGAGCCAUGCCUCUCAUAUACUGCAGUAAAUCUCUCAUCUGACACUUCUCUACUUUUAGACAAGCAGAAUCUUGUCGUCAUUUUAAAUAAAUUGGCGUGAAUUUUAGGCAUGGUAUAUGGCAUCCCCUCGCUUGCGAUACCAUAUUCCUCUCACUGGCAACUGUGACAAAGCAAUUCUGCGCUAUAAUACUGCAGUUUUAUAAGCAGAGGCCGCAAUGUCUUGAGAUAGGCGCAUAGCAAGAUAUUGGAUAUAGAGUAGAAAUAAUGGCUCAGAUGGCAAAGUCAAUGAUAGAAGUGGAGAUCGGUGUGUCGGCUGAUAAAAUCUUCCAGGCGCUCAAGGCCACUUCACGGAGCGUACCGAAAUUAUCUCCGGACAAGAUACUUAAUGUCGAGGAGCAAGAUGGAUGCACCAAGAACUGGACUCUUUCUGUCGAUGGAAAAGUGGAAAAGAUGAAGGAGAGAGUGGAAGUGGACGACGAGAACAAGUCGAUGACAGUGUUCGUGUUCGAAGGAGAUGUGAUGGAGCACUACAGGAGCUUCAAAUGCAGCCUCCGGAUCAUUCCAAAGCUCCAUGGAAGCAUUGCCAGAUGGAGUUGGGAGUACGAGAAGCUGCAUUCGGAUUCUCCUGCUCCUAACAAAUAUAUGGAUUUCGCAGUGAAUCUCACCAAAGAUAUUGAGUCUAAUCUUAGAAACUAAGUGUUCCAUCUCUCACCAGACCAGUUGCUGUUUAUUACUCAAUCUGCUUCCUGUAACAACGACCACGUGCUAAUAUAUUUAUUUAUAUGAAUAAAAUCUUGAAUGAAUUGUUUUUCCC
Molecule: messenger RNA, 845 nt
Organism: Tarenaya hassleriana
Lineage: Eukaryota; Viridiplantae; Streptophyta; Magnoliopsida; Brassicales; Cleomaceae
Product: major latex protein 146
Exons: 2
Coding region: 296-727 (143 amino acids)
Biological process (GO): defense response
Source: RefSeq, a predicted model, not a curated record